UGAUAUUGGUUGGGUAAGAGGAAGCAAUAUUUUCUCUACUAUUCACACACUGAGACGGACUAUCUCUUGGCCCUUUUUUGAACCGGGUGACCGAGGAAAUUAAAAAAAACAUCUCGGGCCGCAUUAAGGCGUCUUUUCACGCAGUGGCACGUCCAUGAUGAUAGAAAUGGAGGUGAUGAAUCCCGGACAACAGGACACGGACCUGAUCGACAUCCUGUGGAAGCAGGACAUCGAUCUGGGGGCCCGGCGCGAAGUGUUCGACUACAGCCACCGUCAGAAGGAGCACGAGCUGCAGAGGCAGCAGGAGCUGGCGGAGGAGAAGCGGCUGCACCUCCUCCGCGAACAGGAGAAAGCUCUGCUGGCGCAGCUGCAGCUGGACGAGGAGACGGGCGAGUACGUGCCGAGGCCCAACGUUCGGCUGCAGUCGGCCGCCACGCCCCUGGAGGCUGCGCAGGAUGUCAGCUUCACACAGCAGGGUGCUGAGCCGUGGUCAUUUGACGAAUGCUUGCAGCUCCUCGCAGACACGUUUCCCCUUGAGGAAAAUGAGGAUGCGUCCGUUUGUCUGGACUCGAGUGGCGCGUCUGUAGCUAGCAGCCGCAGCAGCAGUGUUGCCAUGAUGUCCCCCGAGCAGCCCUCUUUGGCCCCGCAUACGCUUUCACCAGAUGCCCUGACUGCUUCCCAGCCACAGAAGAUGUCUCUGGAUAUUGAGCAAGCCUGGAUGGAGCUGCUCUCACUUCCUGAGCUGCAGUGUCUGAGCCAACAAUUGGAAGACACACUGGAGACAGCGCCCUAUCCACUACCAAACAGCGCCGAUGCACAGGAUCCAAACUACUCCUUUUACCCAAUAUCCAAUCCGGCCCAAGAGAAAACCAAUUUAAAUAUGUGUCCUACGGGUUUUAUGAAUACAUUUGAUGGCUCAGUUCCCAACGUGACCCCACCAGACAACGGGAACCAAAUAAAGCCAGAAGUUCCCGAGUUAAAUACUCACUUCAACCUGAAUAACUUUUGCAACACAUUUUACCCUGACGCUAUGUUGGAGGAAGGCGGCAGCCAACAAGACCUCGAGGGAACAGAACGUAAUCUCCUGUCCGAUGUCCAGAACUUGUACAGCCUCUCACCCGGUGAUACAUUUGAGCAGGACAGACACAAUGUGUCCGCAGAAGUGCCCGACUUAGACUCUGGACUCUCCUCAAGUCCCCACGCAUGCUCGCCUGGGAAAUCUCUGUAUGGAGAUGAGGGUUUUGACGGCAGCGAUUCCGACAUGGAGGAGAUGGACCAGAACCCGGGCAGCGCGAAGUCUGACUACUCUGAGAUGUUCUCUUUAAACUUUCAACCAGAUGACGUCCAGCGAGCAUUUCCUCUGUCCACAUUAGCGGGCCAGCUUCAAACCCAGCACAACGAGACCAAACAAGAAAUGACGGAUCCGGUCGAGGACAGUGGGCACAGCUCCUCGCCCUUCACUAAAGACAAACGCAAGAGAAGGUCGGAUUUGCGUCUCUCCAGAGACGAGCAGAGGGCCAAGGCCCUCAAGAUCCCCUUCGGCGUCGACAUGAUCAUAAACCUGCCCGUCGAUGACUACAACGAGGUCAUCACCAAGAGCCAAUUGAACGAGGCCCAGCUGGCCCUGAUCCGGGACAUCCGGCGACGCGGCAAGAACAAAGUGGCGGCCCAGAACUGCCGCAAGCGCAAGAUGGAGAACAUCGUGGGGCUGGAGAAUGACCUGGACUCGCUCAAGGAGGAGAAAGAACGCCUGCUGGGCGAGAAGUCCCGCAACGCCAGCAGCCUGAGAGAGAUGAAGAGGAAGCUGAACAGCCUGUACCUGGAGGUGUUCGGCAUGCUGAGGGACGAGGACGGCAACGGCAUCUCCCCGUCUGACUUCUCGCUGCAGCAGUCGAGCGAAGGCAGCGUCUUCCUCGUUCCUCGCCCUAAAAAGACUUUGAUCAAGAGCUAAAACCAGCCCCCUAUAUUUGGCGUAAGGUACUGCGGUCAUGUAGUCAGUAGCACUAUGCAACGACUUUCAGCUUUAAGCAUCGGUAGCUCUGCAGAACUCUUGUAUAGUUUGUGGUUCUUUUUGGAUGUUGUAAUGUAAUAUUUUUGAUAUUUUAUCUCUUUUGUACUCUGCCUCCAUAUUCUACGUGAUUAUUUGUAAAUAGGUGUGAUAUACAGCUGAGAUGACGACAAUUGUUACUGUACAUGUAAAUAUUCAUACUGUAUAGAUAUUGCGUAUGCUAACUAAAUGAAAGAUUUUGAACUAUAAUCCCUUUGAUUUGCUGCACGGGUUCUUAAGCUUUUCAAUAAACCAUCCUAAAGCCA
Molecule: messenger RNA, 2313 nt
Organism: Hippocampus comes (tiger tail seahorse)
Lineage: Eukaryota; Metazoa; Chordata; Actinopteri; Syngnathiformes; Syngnathidae
Gene: nfe2l2a
Product: nfe2 like bZIP transcription factor 2a
Exons: 5
Coding region: 155-1951 (598 amino acids)
Biological process (GO): regulation of transcription by RNA polymerase II; cellular response to oxidative stress
Cellular component (GO): nucleus
Molecular function (GO): RNA polymerase II cis-regulatory region sequence-specific DNA binding; DNA-binding transcription factor activity, RNA polymerase II-specific
Source: RefSeq, a predicted model, not a curated record